Molecule: messenger RNA, 657 nt
Organism: Schistosoma bovis
Lineage: Eukaryota; Metazoa; Platyhelminthes; Trematoda; Strigeidida; Schistosomatidae
Source: the annotation of a GenBank genome assembly
AUGUAUGCAAGUUCUAUAUCUGGUGAGGAUGAUAAGUACGACUAUUUGUUUAAAGUUGUAUUGACCGGGGAUUCAGGUGUCGGGAAAAGUAACCUACUCUCACGUUUCACAAGAAACGAGUUUAAUUUGGAAAGUAAAAGUACGAUCGGUGUUGAGUUCGCUACAAAGAGCGUGGAUAUUGAUGGAAGGAUUAUAAAGGCACAAAUCUGGGAUACUGCUGGUCAGGAACGUUAUCGAGCUAUAACAGCCGCCUAUUACCGUGGUGCUGUCGGUGCGCUGUUGGUUUACGAUAUCACAAAAAGAGAGACUUUCAACAAUCUGGAACACUGGUUACUGGAGUUACGAGGCCAUGCAGAACCAGAUAUCGUUAUUAUGUUGGUUGGUAAUAAGUGUGACCUUAGGCAUCUGCGAACUAUAUUGACGGAAGAUGCGAAGCUUUGGGCUGAAAGGCAUGGACUAUUCUUUAUGGAAACGUCGGCUCUGGAAUCCACCGGCGUUGAGAAUGCUUUUUACUCUAUUCUUAAAACCAUUUUCGAAGCUGUCCGUUCACAUCCUCCAGUGAGUAAUGUCGACAUGAAAAUGUCUCCAUAUCAUAAUCAACCGAUCGUUUCACCGAACACAGACAGUUCAAACAGUGGACGACGGUGUUGUAGUUAG